CCUGCGGCGCCACUAGGCCCGCCCGCUGGCUCCCGCGCGCGCGUCCUCUCUCACUCCCCCAGGCCGCUACACCUCCACUAGGAACCCUCUCACUCCCCCAGGUCGCUACACCUCCACCAGGAACCCUCUCACUCCCCCAGGCCGCUACACCUCCACCAGGAACCCUCUCACUCCCCCAGGCCGCUACACCUCCACCAGGAACCCUCUCACUCUCCCAGGCCGCUACACCACCACCAGGAACCUUCUCACUCCCCCAGGUCGCUACACCUCCACCAGGAACCCUCUCACUCCCCCAGGCCGCUACACCUCCACCAGGAACCCUCUCACUCCCCCAGGCCGCUACACCACCACCAGGAACCCUCUCACUCCCCCAGGCCGCUACACCUCCACCAUGUCAACACCUGCCAAAGAUUCAAGUGACUAAGAACAAUGCUUCAUCAAGAACGUGUGGAUAAUUACAUUAGUUUAAAGAACAAGUCAAAUAAUUGUGAUUUUGGAAAAGAACGCACACGGGUGGUACACACACACUAGGGGACACAGGUGGAAGCUGAGUACCCAGACUUAGUGGGUACUAUCGAAAAUAUAGUAAAUUCCAAUACUUCUAAAAAUCUUGGUCAGUGCUUAAAACAUUUCUACAAUAUCUCGCUCAUUCGGAGGAAUCUUCAGUAUCAACAACGGUUUUACACACUAAAAUCAUAUGAACGUCACUGCAAAGAUUCAUACGAACGUGUGAACGUCACUGCCUAAGUUACUACCCCUCAAGGAGACCACCCCACGUGUAAUCCAACUUGAUAUUACCAUGAUGCCCCCAUUCAGGGUGCACGCCAGCAGCAUGCCGCCUCUGGUCGUGAGGAACCUCGCCCUGUUAGCGGGCGUCACCUUACUGUUCAUAGUGGGGACGUUGUUGGUGGACCAACACAGCGACCACGACCACCACCGCCACCCGAGGCUGUCUCGCGCACACCUCUACCAUCACCUCCGUCUGGCCCAUGGCAAUGGUAGUAGCAACAACAUGCAUCACCAAGGCAAGAUGGCAACAGCCCAAGGACACCAGCCCCGUCGUUCUGAUAACCUUUAUAUCGACAAUAUCGACAUCGAGGACAAAAAUCACGAUGACGACCACGAGGACGACAACUAUGACAUUCUUCGCGGUAACUACGAUGAUGAUGAUGAUGAUGACGAAGGAAGUGAUGACGACGAUGAGGACCAGAAGACUGGCGGUGAUGAUGCUCUCAAGUACUGAAGCAGCAGCAAGAGUCUCGCUGAGUGAGAAACCUCUCCUGUGGAGACCACUCCCGAAGCUGCCAACUUCUGCAUUAACGGUGCAGUAGGCAAAUGAUGUGUGGGAUAUAUGUUCAAUACUUUUAAACGCACACUCUUGAUCAAUUAUCUGAUUUCAGACAAUUCUUAUUUCUUAUAUGUUUACCCAUAUAAAAUUAAGCGUAAGGAAAUAAAAAUAUUACUAUUG
Procambarus clarkii (red swamp crayfish) is the source of this 1468-nucleotide messenger RNA. RefSeq lists its product as uncharacterized. The record is from RefSeq and is a predicted model, not a curated record. Lineage: Eukaryota; Metazoa; Arthropoda; Malacostraca; Decapoda; Cambaridae.